AUGGCGGCGAGCCAGAUCAGCCAGCAAUUGAGCUCGACGAGCAAGCGAUUCGCAGGCACGCCAGACUAUCUCGCGCCAGAGGUCGUGCUUGGCUUGCGCAUGGACGAGAUGGCCGACUGGUGGGCCCUAGGCGUAGUCACGUACGAGUUUCUCUACGGCGUACCGCCCUUCCACGAUUCAACAGCCGAGAAAGUAUUCGACAACAUCUUAUCUCGUCGCAUAGACUGGCACGAGAACGAAGUAGAGAUAUCGGCCGAAGCGCGCGACUUUAUCAACAGACUGCUCUGCACGGAUCCUGAACGGCGGCUAGGCGCGAAAGGCGCGCAAGAAGUCAAAGAUCAUCCCUUCAUGCAGGCUAUCGACUUUGAGAAUCUCAUGAACAGCGAUGCCUUCUUUGUGCCGACAAGCGAGGAUCCCGAGAACACGGAUUAUUUCGACGCGAGGGGAGCUACGCAAGAGAUUUUCAGCGAUGAGGAUCCUGAUCAGACUGCCAUACCGCCCUUGUUGGAGGAGAUACCUGCGCCGAGAUAUCCGCAGCUAUUGUCUUCGAUCACAACAACGAAUCUCGCUGCUGUCGUGACUUCUGCACCAGCACUGCCGACGGCAACAGCAAGCGCUAUAGAACCUACUGCGCCGCAAGCGCCAUCGUCAGCAGAGGCUUCUGCUCGCUCUUCACCAAGAAGAGAGCGAUCGGAGACCGUACCCUUGCCUGUACAAGACGAGUUCGGCGCCUUCAAUUUCAAAAAUCUGGAUGUCCUGAAGCAAAAGAACGACGACGUCAUCAAACGAAUGCGAUCGGAUCAAUUCUCUACCGGGCCAAACACAGGUCUAUCAGACUCCUUGGGCUCACAGCGACAUGCUUCGGGAGGAUCUCACGGUAACAAGUCACGUUCGGGUUCAGGCAGUGGCAAGCUGCCCUCACCCAGUGCAUCGACUUCCUCGCCGAUGUCAACUCCAUCUCGUGGCGUGCUUCCGCUACCCUCCUCUCCUUAUCGUGCAAGUCAUACCAGACGACCUUCAGAGCUUCCUAGUGCAGCUGAUCGAUUCAAAGACCGCUUCACGCAAGAUCACGAGCAUAAUGAGCACUCUCGACGAAGCUCAAUGCCUACCAGAUUGCGCGCCAAUUCUAUCAGCGAAGGCGAGAGAAGGGUCGCCUCGUUGGGCGAAUGGAGCAUGCCGCGAACCUUCUCGGGUCAAGGGCAGCAGGCGGAUAUGCUCGUUGCACCUCCCGACGGCAGCGAUCGAGACGGCUCUCCAGUUGAUCCCAAAGCUGAGCGCACUGUCGAUUGUCUGAUAGCGGAAGAUAACCCAAUCUCGAGCAAGAUAUUGGAAACGCUCCUGACGCGCUUAGGCUGCCGCUGUGUCGUCGUGCACAAUGGCGAAGAAGCGAUCCGAUGCUCGAUGGGUGAAGUGACAUUUGAUAUCAUCUUUCUUGAUAUGAUGAUGCCCAUACUCGAUGGAGAGGCAGCUGCUAAGAUGAUCAAAUCCACACGUAACCCCAAUCAGGAUACGCCCAUUGUCGCUGUGACGAGCUAUAGCGACAUGCCAGAAGGCGACCCGUUGUCUGAAGAAGGGACCAUCUUCAGUGCCGUUGUUGCCAAGCCGGUCAACAAGACAAAUGUGCUCAGCGUAUUCAGAAAGCUAGGGUUCGAAGUAGCGAGCUCGGUCGGCCCGCUAACGAGCGCGCUGGAGCAUGUCAGCUUGCGUUCUGCUUCACUAGUCACGACUUCACCACGACGAGCUGCGAUUACUGGCGACAUAUGA
Messenger RNA from Mixia osmundae IAM 14324, 1764 nucleotides. RefSeq lists its product as uncharacterized. Gene Ontology annotation, cellular component: cytoplasm; nucleus. The record is from RefSeq and is a predicted model, not a curated record. The coding region runs from base 1 to 1764 and encodes 587 amino acids. Gene Ontology annotation, molecular function: ATP binding; protein serine/threonine kinase activity. The transcript is spliced from 3 exons. NCBI's taxonomy places the organism in Eukaryota, Fungi, Basidiomycota, Mixiomycetes, Mixiales, Mixiaceae. Gene Ontology annotation, biological process: phosphorelay signal transduction system; peptidyl-serine phosphorylation.